UGAACGGAAAAAAUACACAUGUUUUUUCGUUCGACGAUUUGCAUGCUUUAAAUUUUUUUUGGCCACGUUUUUCGGAUCAUUUUUUUUGAAAAUUUUUGGUUUUUUCAGUUUUUUUUCACGAGAGAUAAUAAUGCCUAAAUCAAAACGUAAUCGUCUUGUUUCAUUGACGGCAACGAAAAAGAAAAAUUUUUCCAAUCUUAAAGAACGUUUAGUAAAAGAUGUACAAGAUUGUGUGGAUAAAUAUAAACAUUGUUUUGUAUUUCGUGUGGAAAAUAUGAGAAAUGCUCGAUUGAAAGAGUUAAGAAAUGAUUUACGUCAAAGCAGAUUUUUCUUUGGAAAAAAUAAAGUAAUGAGCAUUGGUCUUGGCCGUACCGAAUCGGAUGAAUAUCGAAAAAAUAUUCAUCGUAUUACGAAAUUAUUAUCCGGACAAUGUGGUCUUUUAUUUACCAAUCAAAAUCAGGAUGAAAUAUUCAAAUUUUUUGAUUCAUAUCGUCAUCGUGAUUAUGCACGAACUGGUGAUAUUGCAACCGAAACAAUUGAAUUAUAUGAAGGACCAAUGGAACAAUUUCCACAUAAUAUUGAACCAUAUCUUCGACAAUUAGGUAUGCCAACAACCUUACAAAAAGGUAUUGUUACAUUGUUGAAAGAUUAUCAGGUUUGUCGUAAAGGACAACCAUUAACAUCGGAACAGGCUCGUAUUCUGAAAUUACUUGACAAUCAAAUGGCCGAAUUUCGUAUCACAAUCGAUGCUAUGUGGUGUAAUGAUGAUGGAAAAUUUGAAAUAUUUAAUCGAAAAAAAUUGGCUGAAAAAAAUCAAAUUGCAAACAACAACGAUAAUGAUGAUACUGACGAUAAUGACGACGACGAUUAAUAAA
Molecule: messenger RNA, 875 nt
Organism: Dermatophagoides pteronyssinus (European house dust mite)
Lineage: Eukaryota; Metazoa; Arthropoda; Arachnida; Sarcoptiformes; Pyroglyphidae
Gene: RpLP0-like
Product: ribosomal protein LP0-like
Biological process (GO): ribosomal large subunit biogenesis; rRNA processing; nuclear-transcribed mRNA catabolic process
Cellular component (GO): preribosome, large subunit precursor; nucleolus
Molecular function (GO): RNA binding
Source: RefSeq, a predicted model, not a curated record